GCGGGUUCUUCGGGGACAGAAAACGCAAAGGCACUGCACAGCGCUGGCUGAAAGCGAGCGCGUUUCCAUGGUGACCAGCCGAGCGUCUUCUCCUCCAGUUGCGAUGAUGUCUGCUUGUGGAGACGACGAAUUUCGGCCCCGAUACACUUUCCACCACCUCCCUCAAAAAAGCUUUCCCUCCCUGGAAAGCCGGGAAACCCGGGACCGCCUGGUCAAAUGGUCCAUGGAUGGCAGAAUCACAGCACAGGCAUUCAGCUUUGAUCAGAAUUUCAAAAGCUAUCAACAGGAAGAUUUUCUUAUGGACUUCUUUAAUCACCCAGAUGUUAACAGCAAUUUAAAAAUGCUUUCAGCCUCUGGACAAUGGACUAUGUUAAAUACCAGUGUGAAGAAAGUUGAAGUGAAGAAUAUUCCAUGUACCAAAGUCUCCAUGUCAUUUUUUGACCGGUUGUACUGUGAAGGGGUUGUUCGAGAAAAUGGGUAUAUUGUCAAGUGUUUUGAUGAAUACUGUGAUGAGAUUCUAAUUGCUGAUGAGCUAAGAAAGGUACUUCUUUUGGAAGAUUCAGAUCACUAUGAUUUAUUUGGCCAACUGGAUCGUGAGGAGUUUCUCUUCUGCCUUUUUAAGCAUCUUUGCAUUGGAGGUGCUCUUUGUCAGUAUGAAGAGGAUGUUGGCCCAUACUUAGAAACAACAAAGGCUUUAUAUAAAGAUCUAGUGAGUGUUCAAAAGGAUCCUGAAACUAAAGAAAUUAAUAUAAUAUCUACUGUUUUUAAAGUUUCUGCCUACGGUGUUAAUGGCCUUUGUUAUCCAUCGUGCAGCAGCCAUGAUCAAACAUUUGCCUUCUUGGUUGUCAAUCAUCUGAAACGACAUGUCUAUGUCCUGUACCAUUCUUUUGGAUCAAGUUUCUUCUGCAACUGAGUGGUUUAAAAGGUGUUGAAUUAGGGAAGAACUUUUUAAAAUCUAGGUUUAUAGGAGUCUCAUUAUUGUCCCAAUAACACACGAGACUGUCAAUUUCAUACACUUACUAUUUGUAUUUUAUAAGCUUACUGUUUUUUAUCAAGCAUUAUUAUUUAAAUGUGUAUUCAGACCAGUAAUUAUAGAAAAGUUGCUCUGCUA
Messenger RNA from Heteronotia binoei (common prickly gecko), 1111 nucleotides. RefSeq names its product cilia and flagella associated protein 300 (gene CFAP300). The coding region runs from base 68 to 913 and encodes 281 amino acids. The record is from RefSeq and is a predicted model, not a curated record. The transcript has 7 exons. NCBI's taxonomy places the organism in Eukaryota, Metazoa, Chordata, Lepidosauria, Squamata, Gekkonidae.